AUGACUUCGGCCAAACCAUUGCUAUCUUCGUCUGAGCAGUCAAGCCUAUACUCUUGUUCGAAUUUCAGUGAUAACAGUGACAGUAUCACAUUAUCAGCCACUCCUCCUUUGGUUUCUACUCAUACAACAGAAGAUAGUUUGUAUCCUUUGGCAGAAGAAGAAGAGUUUGAAAGCUUAGACUAUCGUAUACCCCCUAGGGCUGCCACCACAGUUGCAAAUAGCUUUCCCCAUAACAUUACUUCUGGCCCAGCUUUUGUUAAGCAGCGGGGCAAGGGGUUCCAUUCUGCCGAGCUUCGGUUCCACCAGGAAUUUCGACUGGAAUGUCCUCCAAGAGAGAGGAAACGCCUGGUAUCGUGGGGUGGAGUCAUGGAUCCUCACCAUGAUAUUGUUUCCUUUGAAGUUUCUAAAGCCCGGAUGCAAGCACAGACUUCAUCAGCCGGGGCUUCAUCUCGGGUUCAGGAUAAGUUGAAUAAAUCUCAGAGGGUCAGACACAAGAGCAUGCAAUUGGAAGAUGAGUUACUGCAUGAAGAUAACCCCAGGUUGAUCCACAUAAAUGAUCCGAAGAAGACUAAUGAUAAGUUUGACUUUUCGGGUAAUGAGAUCCGAACCAGCAAAUACACGAUUUUAAACUUUUUGCCCAAGAACAUCUUUAUUCAGUUCCACCGGGUUGCGUACUUGUACUUCUUAGCCAUUGCUGCCCUCAACCAGCUUCCUCCUCUUGCAGUCUUUGGAAGAACAGUGUCUCUUUUCCCUCUCCUUUUUGUGCUUUCCGUGACUGCUAUUAAAGAUGGUUACGAGGACUGGCGAAGGCACAGAUCGGACAGAAAUGAAAAUAAUCGGGAGAGUCUAGUGCUCCAAGAUGGGGAAUAUCAACUCAAGAGAUGGAAAAAGAUGCAGGCUGGUGAGGUGGUGAAGAUCCUUGCCGAUGAGACCAUUCCAUGUGAUAUAGUGUUACUUGGGACUAGUGAUCCUAGUGGAAUUGCUUACAUACAAACUAUGAACUUGGAUGGUGAGUCCAACUUAAAAACAAGGUAUGCUAGGCAAGAAACAAAUAGGUUUGUCCUUGAAGGAAGCACUAUUUCGGGGGUGAUUAGAUGUGAACAACCAAACAGGAAUAUCUACGAGUUCACUGCCAACAUGGAAAUAAAAGGGCACAGGUUUCCAUUGAGCCAAUCUAACAUCAUAUUACGUGGUUGUCAGCUGAAGAACACGGAUUGGGCAAUUGGUGUGAUAGUUUAUGCCGGACAGGAAACUAAAGCUAUGCUAAAUAGUGCGGCAUCUCCGUCUAAACGGAGUCGGUUGGAGGCCUACAUGAAUAGGGAGACAUUAUGGUUGUCUGUGUUUCUGUUGGCCAUGUGCUCAGUUGUAGCAUUGGGAAUGGGUCUUUGGCUUAAGCGGCAUGAGGACCAGCUUGAUACAUUGCCUUAUUUCCGGAAAACUUAUUCUGGUGUCGGAAAGGUCCCUGGCAAGCGGUACAAGUUUUAUGGGAUACCAAUGGAGGUCUUCUUCUCCUUUCUGAGUUCUAUAAUUGUUUUCCAGAUAAUGAUACCAAUAUCAUUAUACAUCACCAUGGAACUGGUCAGGUUAGGACAGUCGUAUUUCAUGAUCGGAGAUAGGCAUAUGUAUGAUAGUAGCUCGGGCUCGAGGUUUCAAUGCAGGUCCUUAAAUAUUAAUGAGGACUUGGGCCAGAUACGUUAUGUGUUUUCUGACAAGACUGGAACACUGACUGAAAAUAAGAUGGAAUUUAGAAGGGCAAGUGUGUGUGGAAGAAGUUAUGGCAAGGCCAUGUCCGCAACUGAGGUUUUGGAGGAAACGGUUGUCGGAGCGGAACUGAAAGGAGAUGCUCCACAAAGAAGGUGGAAGCUGAAAUCAGAAAUUGCUGCUGAUAUUGAACUAAUGCAGUUGUUACUGAAAGAGGUGCCUAGCGAGGAAAGAACACUUGCGCAUGAAUUUUUCUUAACGCUAGCCGCGUGCAAUACUGUCAUUCCUAUUAUCCCUCAUACGAGCACGUCUUCAGGGGAUGUGGGAUGUGAUGGUGCUGUUGCCAUUGAAUAUCAGGGUGAAUCACCUGAUGAACAAGCUCUGGUUGCUGCUGCUUCUACAUAUGGUUACACUCUUUUUGAGAGGACAUCCGGGCAUAUUGUGAUUGAUGUCAAUGGUGAGAAAUUAAGGUUGGAUGUUCUGGGUCUGCAUGAGUUUGAUAGUGUACGUAAAAGAAUGUCUGUUGUUAUCAGAUUCCCAAAUAAUGAUGUUAAAGUACUGGUCAAAGGGGCUGAUACUUCGAUGUUCAGCAUCGUAAAGAAAGACGAUGCAAGAAAUGAUCACAUAAGACAUGCAACUCAGGGUCAUUUGUCUGAGUAUUCAGCUGAAGGUUUACGUACUCUGGUUGUUGCUUCAAGAAAUCUAAGCGGUGUAGAACUCGAGGAGUGGCAAUGCAUGUAUCAAGAUGCUAGCACAUCAUUGACUGACCGAACAUUAAAGUUGCGCCAAACUGCUUCUUUCAUCGAAUGUAACUUGACGCUUCUCGGUGCAACUGCAAUUGAGGACAAGCUACAAGAAGGCGUUCCUGAAGCUAUUGAGUCUCUUCGACAAGCAGGAAUCAAAGUAUGGGUGCUUACUGGGGAUAAGCAAGAGACAGCAAUCUCUAUCGGUCUUUCUUGUAAACUCUUGACCGCGGAUAUGCAACAGAUUAUUAUAAACGGAAAUUCCGAAAGUGAAUGCAGAAGGCUCCUUAUUGAAGCAAAGACCAAGUAUGGUAUCAAAUGCAGUAGCCAGGAUUUGAAGUGGACUAGAGAUGCUGAGAAAGAUUAUCUCGAGAUCCCUGUUGACAUAAAGCUUCCCAACUCCACCCAACAACAUUCUGAAGAAGCAUCUUUAGUUGCACCUUUGGCACUUAUAAUUGAUGGGAGUAGCCUGGUGUAUAUAUUGGAGAAGGAUCUGGAAUCUGAGUUAUUCGAUAUUGCAACUGCAUGCAAGGUUGUUCUUUGCUGUCGUGUUGCACCCCUGCAGAAGGCUGGAAUAGUUGACUUGAUUAAAAGCCGCACUGACGACAUGACUCUUGCAAUAGGUGAUGGGGCGAAUGAUGUUUCCAUGAUCCAAAUGGCGGAUGUUGGGGUUGGAAUAUGUGGUCAGGAAGGCCGUCAAGCCGUCAUGGCGUCAGAUUUUGCUAUGGGACAGUUUCAGUUUUUGAAGCGUUUGCUUUUGGUGCAUGGUCAUUGGAAUUAUCAUAGGAUGGGCUACUUGAUACUUUACAAUUUCUACCGAAAUGCUGUUUUUGUGAUGAUGCUUUUCUGGUACGUCUUGUGCGCUGCCUUUUCUACUACUUCAGCCUUGACAGAAUGGAGCAGCGUAUUUUACUCUGUCAUCUAUACGUCUUUGCCCACCAUUGUUGUUGGUAUUCUUGAUAAGGAUUUAAGUUGUAAGACCCUGCUCCAUUAUCCAAAACUAUAUGCUUCGGGUUACCGUCAGGAGAGUUACAAUAUGCGUCUUUUUUGGGUCACAAUGAUAGACACCCUAUGGCAGAGCCUUGUCCUUUUUUAUGUUCCUUUGUUCACGUACCGGGACAGCACUAUUGAUAUUUGGAGUAUCGGCAGUUUGUGGACCGUUGCGGUUGUGAUCAUCGUGAAUAUUCACUUGGCUAUGGAUAUUCAACGAUGGGUGUUGUACACUCACCUUUCCGUCUGGGGAUCAAUAAUAAUAACUUACGGCUGUGUUGUGAUUAUUGAUUCUGUACCUUCCAUCCCUAACUACGGCUUCCUUCCAGUUGCUUAUGUGGCUUCUCCUGACAACACGGAAGAAAAGGUGAUCAACCAAGUUCAUUAUCAUAGGAGUAGCGGGACACUUGUUUUGCCACAUGACAGCGUGCGGAAAGCUGGUGGGAAGCCAUUGAAGAGGGCAUUUGGAAGGCCAACUUCUAACAUUUACCAGGGCGGGUUGUUUUAUACACACGUAUUUGAUGAGAAGAAGGAAGGGAACACUGUGGUGAAUGAGCUUUUCUGUUGGGUACUGGAGGGGGAUUGGGAAUGA
This is a messenger RNA of Oldenlandia corymbosa var. corymbosa, 4026 nucleotides long. Lineage: Eukaryota; Viridiplantae; Streptophyta; Magnoliopsida; Gentianales; Rubiaceae. The record is from the annotation of a GenBank genome assembly.